UCUUCAUACUGACAGCAGCUCUCGAGGGUGAAUACUUGAUUAAGCUGCAGAACCUCUAAUAGAACUGGCACAUAUUGAUUUAUUUUUUUAAUAUAGGGGUGAAGGUGUUGACUACACGUAUUUUGAGGAUUGUGCUCUUCCCCCGAAUUCCGCUGAUACCAUUACAUCUCAGGGCAUUGCCUUAAUUUAUAGAUCUCAGGUGUUAUAUGCAACAUUGGAUUCUUCUACCAAGUGGUGAGAGGAUUCAUAUUUUCAAACACCGGCACACUUUUUUCCUUCAUCCGGUCGCUAACACCUUCGUUCUCCGACAUCUCAAACGAAAGAAAGCGUCGGUUCUACUCAUUCAAGGCUGGUGGAUAGGUUCUCUACAGUACAAUGCUGAUAAGUUUGUAUACUCUGAUGACAUUUGUAUGGGGACUACCCGGCUUUUCGGCCUCUUACGUUCCCUGUGAGCCGUGCGAUCAGAAGGCGAUGUCCAUGUGUCCUCCGGUGCGGACGGGGUGUCAGGUGGUGAAGGAGCCCGGCUGCGGAUGCUGCUUGACCUGCGCACUGACCGAGGGGCAAGCGUGUGGAGUCUACACGGGCACUUGUGGACAGGGACUGCGCUGCUUACCUCGAAACGGGGAGGAAAAGCCGCUGCACGCGCUGCUUUACGGCAAAGGAGUUUGCAUGAAUGAGAAACAAGGUGUAUACAAACCACUGCCUAGAGAUCAUGAGUCACACGAAGACAGACACGUUGCAGAGGUAACAGAGGAUCUGCUUCCCCAGGCCAAAGUACCAUUAUUCCAAAGAGACCACGUUAACAGCAAGAAGGCUCAAGCCAUGCGAAAUGAUCAGAAGAGACAGGAGGCUAAACUCAGGAUCAGGGGCAAUUUUGAAUACCCACUAUUCAGAAAGGACAAACAUCACUCUGACAUUGGUCCAUGUCGAAGAAAGCUGGAUGGAAUCGUCCAGAGGAUGAAGGACAACUCCAGAAUCGUGGCUCUUUCACUGUACCUGCCUAACUGUGAUAAGAAAGGCUUCUUCAAGCGCAAACAGUGUAAACCCUCCAGGGGGCGCAAGCGAGGCAUCUGCUGGUGUGUAAACAAGCAUGGAGUUCAGAUGCCGGGCACUGACUUUAAUGGAGGCAACAUCCAAUGCAAAGAUCUUGAAAGCAACAGCAACAACAACAACGAAUGAGACAACUCAGAUUUGGUCACAUAACAAUGAAAUUGUCUUUCAUCUACCAUAUUAUGUGAUUUGCCAAUUAUUUCUUAUCUUAAUCUGAAGGAGUCUGACCUUUAUUUGUGGAAAAUCCAUAUUAUAUAAAAACAGCCUCUUUUAAAGCUAGGCAGAGGAUAUGCUCAAUACAUGCAACAGGUGAUCUUCAUGUGUCAUUAAGGUUGGUGGGAUGUAUCAAUAAUUAUGUGGGAAAUGUACUAGAGUCAUGGACUUGUUUCCACUGUAUCUUAUAUAACAGACAUCUUUAAAAGGUUUUAUGAGCUUAUAGGAAUAGUUCACCUAAAAAUAAAUGUAAUUAUUUACCCAUUAUUGUAUACGACACGGCUUCUUCUGUGGAACACAAAGUAAGAUUUCCAACAGUUUUGUCCAUACAGUCAGUUGGGUACAAAGCAUCAGUCCUUUUGUGAAUUCUUUUGUCUUCCACAGAAAAAAAAAAAUUGCAUAAAAGUUUGGAAUGAUAUGGUGAGUGAAUAAUGGCUGAAUUAGCAUUUUGGGUGAACUAUCCCCAUGUAUUAAUAUGACUGUUUCAUAUGACUUAUUCACGUAAUAGUACUUGUAUGCACUGUGUAUCAGUAUAACCCUUUCCAAAGUUUUCGGCACAUCACUUUUAUUGUCUUGGCAUAUUGUUUUGCCAGGCCGAAUGAUAUAGGGAAAUAUAUAUUCUAAUAACCACUGUUUUAGUGUACUGUAAAAAGAAACACACAAAAGUCCUAUGAAAGAACACAAAGCACAACCUCCCAAAAAAGUGUAGACACAUAUAUAAGCAUGCAGUUUAUAUAAAUCACUAUGGAAUAAGAAAGCCUCACCAUCUGAGAGCACAACUGUGACAAAGCAACCAGCCAUUUUUCUAGUUUUUCAAACUUUAACAGAUCAGGGUCCUUGGGCUCUUAUGGAAAUCUCAGUGCCUUUUUCUACUCAAUAUUUGAAUACUGAUUUACAUCAAAGACAUCAAAGGGGCCACAGAGGGAAAAUACAAACACUCAAAAUGCUUACCUUUAGUUCGCAGGAGUGUAGAUUCAAAAAAGCAAAUUCAGUGUUCUUAAAAAGUAGGCAAAUUGAGAUUAUUUGCAUUAUGAAAAUGCUAUAGUAGUAAAGUACCAAAGGCACUAUUAGGUGUUGGCCUGCAGACUUGAAUUUGGUGC
This is a messenger RNA of Carassius carassius (crucian carp), 2363 nucleotides long. RefSeq names its product insulin-like growth factor-binding protein 5. The record is from RefSeq and is a predicted model, not a curated record. Gene Ontology annotation, molecular function: fibronectin binding; insulin-like growth factor II binding; insulin-like growth factor I binding. Gene Ontology annotation, cellular component: extracellular region. Gene Ontology annotation, biological process: regulation of insulin-like growth factor receptor signaling pathway. NCBI's taxonomy places the organism in Eukaryota, Metazoa, Chordata, Actinopteri, Cypriniformes, Cyprinidae. Bases 376 to 1179 code for a protein of 267 amino acids. The transcript has 4 exons.